Messenger RNA from Monomorium pharaonis (pharaoh ant), 1543 nucleotides. RefSeq names its product vacuolar protein-sorting-associated protein 36 (gene Vps36). Gene Ontology annotation, biological process: protein transport to vacuole involved in ubiquitin-dependent protein catabolic process via the multivesicular body sorting pathway. The record is from RefSeq and is a predicted model, not a curated record. Gene Ontology annotation, molecular function: ubiquitin binding; phosphatidylinositol-3-phosphate binding. NCBI's taxonomy places the organism in Eukaryota, Metazoa, Arthropoda, Insecta, Hymenoptera, Formicidae. The transcript has 6 exons. Bases 114 to 1313 code for a protein of 399 amino acids. Gene Ontology annotation, cellular component: ESCRT II complex; late endosome membrane.
GGCCUAUCUAAAUCAGUUUUAGUUCACGGUAAUCACAUGGGGUAAAUAUGGUUUUUUGCUUUGACGGACUGACAGUCACUGACAGUUCGCGAUAAACCACGAUAAGCUCCACAAUGAACAGAUUUGAGUAUGCCGAUUCUAAAUUUAUGCUAAAUGAGGUUUAUGUGAGACGCGAUAUGGUCGUGCGUCUUUACGAUGGUGACGUAAAGACAAAUUUUGAAAGUGGCGAAUUAAUCCUAACUAGUCACAGAAUACUCUGGGGCAGGCCCGGUGAUAUAGCACGAGGUAAUACUUGCUUGUCGUUGUCUCUUAGACACAUUGUUUUCUUUGAAGAGGAAAAUCCUGGGCCAUUUUCCUUUGGGCGUAGUAAGAAGAUUGUGUUACAUCUCUCAGAACCCGCUGUUGAUAAGAUGCCUGGUCCCAUGGACAAUAGUUUAUAUAAUUACAUUAAAUUAUCGUUUAAAGAGGGUUUGGAUCCAAAUUUUAUAGUACAAUUGUCGGACACUAUUAUGAGACGAAUGUGGGAGUUUGCACCUGCUGCUGGAAUAUUUGUGAAUGAAAAUCAGAAAAAUACAAAACUGCUACCUCACAUAAAAACACGAACAGGUAUCAUAGGUAUUGAAAGAAGUCUGCAGGAGAAACAGAAAGAAACAGAUGAGAGCAUAUCUUUAGCAUUUCAAGAUCUUACAAAGCUUAUGGAUAUGGCUAAAGAUAUGGUGGCCAUCUCAAAAACCAUUUCAGCUAAAAUAAGGGCAAGGCAGGGAGAUAUAACAGAAGAUGAAACUGUCAGAUUUAAGGCAUACUUAAUGAGCUUAGGUAUUGAUGAUCCAGUAACGAGAGAUGCGUACAAGAGCAGCAACGAGUACAUUGAACAAUUGGCAAAGCAGCUCGCGUAUAUCUUGGAAGAGCCGAUAAAGGAAGUAGGUGGCAUGAUGACCCUUACAGACGUUUACUGCCGCGUGAAUAGAGCGAGAGGUUUGGAGCUUUUAUCUCCUGAAGAUUUAUUACACGCCAGCAGACAAUUGGCACCUUUAGGUUUGCCAAUUGUGUUAAGAAGUUUUGAUAGUGGUGUUAUGGUUCUUCAGAUUCGCUCUCACGACGAUAAUGCUGUCGUCGAUCAUAUAACGGAAUUGUUGAAAGAAAAAGGAUUUAUGACGGCCGAGGAUCUUGCCCAAUCGGAGGGUAUAUCAGUAUUAUUAGCACGCGAACGAUUGCUAGUCACGGAAAAAAAUGGGAAAGCUUGCAGGGACGAUUCAAUAGAAGCUCUGAAAUUUUAUCCUAAUCUAUUUUUAGAAGAAAUAUCUAGUGAAUAAUUUUAAGGUAUCACAAAUGUACGACUGAUUGCCUUUUCGAAUUAAUAUUGGCCAUCAUAUAACACCAACGUUUUAAAGAUUUAUACAUUUCUUUUAAGUUUUUAUGUGUCCAAAGUGCAGUUAAAUUAAAUGCUAUUAAAGUUGAAUUGUAAAAUAUAAAAUUUAUUACUUAUUUUUAAGUAUAUGAUUAUAUUUACUUCUUCGUAAUUAUAAUUAUAUCAUGUUUUUUU